This is a messenger RNA of Lathyrus oleraceus (garden pea), 748 nucleotides long. Its product is annotated as protein GLUTAMINE DUMPER 5. The record is from RefSeq and is a predicted model, not a curated record. Gene Ontology annotation, biological process: regulation of amino acid export. Bases 222 to 596 code for a protein of 124 amino acids. NCBI's taxonomy places the organism in Eukaryota, Viridiplantae, Streptophyta, Magnoliopsida, Fabales, Fabaceae. The transcript has a single exon.
ACGAGUUGGCUACAAUUACAAAUCAAAGAGGUGAUCGAACUUUCUUUUUUAUAAUUAUCUAAUGUCUUCCCAAUUAAACUUCCACUUCAUGAAUGUUGGCAUUAUAAGUACCCUACUUCUCCAUUUCUUCUGUCUCAAGCUCACAUCCUCUACUCCUAAAUCUCUUUCCUCUUCCUAACAAAAAGUUUUGUUUUACUAGAACAAAUUAGAAACAAGAGAAAAUGAGGAGCAUACCCCCCACAAUGCUAAACACACACCCCAACACAAGUUCUCUAUGGCACACUCCAAUCCCAUAUCUCUUUGGAGGACUAGCUGCCAUUAUGGGUCUCAUAGCAUUGGCAUUGUUGGCACUAACUUGCUCUUAUUGUAGGAACAACAGCCAAGAUGAUGAUGACUUGGACAACAAAGAAAGUGACCCUCAAACUAAAGAACCCAUCAAGGUCUACGAAGAGAAAAUCCUAGUCAUUAUGGCUGGGAAUAAGAAACCAACAUUCUUGGCUACUCCUACACUUUUGUACAUCAUUGACAAAGAAAAUGACAACCUUGUACUUGUUCAAGAAAAUGAAGGUUCUUGCUCUUCACAACAUAGGCAGUGAAUUUGUUUUACUAAGUUGUUGGUAAAGUCAUGUGGUAUAUACUAGAUACUAGUGGUAGAUAGUUGGACCCUUCACAUGUGUUAGCCAAAAUCUCAAAAGUUGAAUUAAUCUAACAUCUAAGUGAUGAUCGGGUGAAUCUUUUAUUUUUCUUC